Molecule: messenger RNA, 1715 nt
Organism: Tremella mesenterica DSM 1558
Lineage: Eukaryota; Fungi; Basidiomycota; Tremellomycetes; Tremellales; Tremellaceae
Exons: 8
Coding region: 120-1541 (473 amino acids)
Biological process (GO): folic acid metabolic process; tetrahydrofolate interconversion; L-serine catabolic process
Cellular component (GO): cytoplasm
Molecular function (GO): serine binding; zinc ion binding; glycine hydroxymethyltransferase activity
Source: RefSeq, a predicted model, not a curated record
CUUGCGCGCUUAUGUUUCUGAGAUCUAUUCGUGCUUUAUCUACCCCUCUUGCUCGUCUCUCUUCUGCUCACAUAUCUCGCUCUACGCGUAUCCCGGCAAUCAGCGAAUUUUCUGCCAGAAUGUCUUCUUCCAUUCCUAUUCCCGAAGAUUUCAACAGCUGCCUGUACAAGCCUCUGGCUGAGGCCGACCCAGAAGUGGCCAAGAUCGUCGAGCAGGAGACAUGGCGUCAGUUCUCUGGUCUCGAGCUCAUUGCGUCCGAAAACUUGACCUCUCUGGCUGUGAUGGAGGCGAACGGAUCUAUCCUCACCAACAAAUACUCGGAGGGUCUUCCCGGCGCUAGGUACUACGGAGGCAACGAGUACAUCGACAUCCUCGAGAACCUCUGUCGGGAGCGAGCCCUCAAGGCCUUCAACCUCGAUCCCAAGGUCUGGGGUGUAAACGUUCAGCCUUACUCUGGAUCAACUGCCAACUUUGCCGCCUUCACGGCCCUCAUCAACCCUCAGGACAGGAUCAUGGGUCUCGGUCUUCCCGACGGUGGUCACUUGACUCACGGCUACUACACAGCCAAGAAGAAGAUUACAGCCUCUUCCAUCUACUUCCAAUCUUUCCCUUACCGCGUCAUCCCCGAAACCGGAUACCUCGACUACCAGCAGCUCGAGACCAACGCCAACCUCUACAAGCCUCGUUUGGUCGUAUGUGGUGGCUCCGCCUACCCCCGUGACUGGGACUACGCUCGUCUACGAAAGAUUGCCGAUUCGCAGGGAGCCUACCUCUUGUCUGACAUGGCACACAUCUCUGGGCUUGUAGCUGCGGCCGAGCAGAACUCGCCGUUUGAAUACUGCGAUGUAGUCACGACUACGACGCACAAGACUCUCCGUGGUCCCAGGGCUGGAUUGAUUUUCUUCAGAAAAGACAAGGAAGCAGAUCUUGAAGCCAGGGUGAACGCUGCUGUCUUCCCCGCUUGCCAAGGUGGUCCCCACAACAAUACCAUCGCCGGUAUUGCCGUCGCUCUCAAGCAAGCUGCCGAUCCAGCUUUCAAGGCAUACGCAAAGCAAGUUCGUGCCAACGCCGCCGCUAUGGCAAACGUCCUCUUCAGAUAUGGCUACAAGCUGCAGACUGAUGGGACCGACAACCAUCUGAUCCUCUGGGAUCUUCGUCCCAUCGGUUUGACUGGCUCCAAAGUUGAGAAGAUCUGUGACGCUGCGCAUAUCACGUUGAACAAGAACGCCGUCGCCGGUGACACGUCCGCCUUGGUUCCUGGUGGUGUCAGAAUUGGUGCUUCCGCCCUCACCUCGCGUUCUAUGGUCGAGAAAGAUGUCGAGCAAGUUGCCGAAUUCCUUCACCGUGUCGUUCAGAUCUCCCUUGCUACCCAGAAAGAAGCUGGCUCGAAGCUUCUCAAAGACUUUGUCAAGGCGUACGAGUCUGGUAACGGUGAAUCUCCCAAACUCAUCGCUCAACUCAAAGAGGACGUGGUGAAAUUUGCCACCAGCUUCCCUCUUCCGGGCGUUCUUGACACCAGCAAGAUUGUCCGUGGCGAGUAGGCGCUCUGUCGUUUCGACCGCAGUAUGCGGCAUCGUUCGGAAGGUGAAGGUUUGAGGUUUGUUACGUUUGUUUUUUUCAGUGGUUCUCUCUAGACAUUCUUCGGUCAUCUCAUCAUGAUCGUAUUCAUUCUGUACAAUUGCCAUAGUGGUCAAUGUCAUAUCAUUCAUCUGAUG